AGAGAGACUUUGUUACAACGCGUUGUAAUGAAGAUCAUCGCAGGUCACACGAGUUCAAAUCACACACGCUGCUCCCCACUGGGAAUUGCGUAUAAGUGUUGACAUCAUCAUCGAUCAAACAUUCGUGACUGUGAUCUCGCCAUGCCACGGUCCACGAUCUCUUGCCUUGUGGUCAUUUAUUUGGUGUUAUCGUGCAGUAGUGCCACAGAAGCUGUGGGAGCAAGUAUUACCAAUGUCCUCCCAUCUACUGGCAGUGUUGUGGGAGGAACAAGAUUCAAUGUGUAUGGGAAAAAUUUCUGUGAUGUAUACACUAACCAAAAUGAGGUGAAACUUGUUGGAGAGAAUGGUAUCGAUUACCCGCUUAGGAUUGAUGCUGAAGCCAGCCAUGAAGAAGAUUUAGUGGUGGAUUAUGUGGGAACAAGCGUAUUGCCAGAGGGAAGUUACACUAUCAGUGUAACAUCCUGUGGUGAAAAAGCUGCUCUCUGUCCUCGCCUAGCAGACUGCCAAAUCACUUUAAGCAGUGCCUACACGCCCACUAUCAGAAAAAUUAAUCAGUCAGCAAUUCCUGGAUCACUUAUCCGAGCAGAAGGUUUUAUCAUAUCAGAUCGCUAUGGAAGCGACAUGAUUGACAGCACCCUGGGGGGAAGACUGGAGCAGCUGAGACAUGUCAAGUUGAGUUCUGGGAGAAGAUGUGAACUAGUGAAUAGAACUACACUUCAAAAGUAUGGUGUUAAGCUUACGACUAUAGAGGGUGAAGGUUUCUUCUGGUGUGAAAUUACAGGUUCUUAUGUAGGUGAUCUGAAUAUAACAUACUUGAUUGAAGGUGGUUAUGGAAGCUCUCUCACAGACCUGCGUCUGAUACGUGUGUCCAGUACAGACAACCUGUAUGUCAUCCAGACAUAUCCUGAUAUAGCCAGCACCUCACAUAACAGUGGCAGUACUGAGGGUCAAACACACCUAAGAGUCAAUGGCACUGCUUUGAAGAAUGAUUCCAGCUAUCCCCCUCCUAAAGUAAAGGUUGGGGGUAUACCCUGUGCAGCAGUAAUUUUUGAAGACAAAGGUCUGAUGUGCAAGACACCCCCUGAACCUGAAGUUAUAAAAAAUGCAUAUGCUGGUAACCGUGGUAUUUAUCUUGAACGCUGGAACAGUGGUGUUUCCAACAAUGAUUUAACAGCUGUAAGAGAGAUCAUCAAUCGUACCACUACCCCAGACAAAACUUUUUGGCUAGAUGAAUUUUACUUUGAGGAAGACAAUGGCACAUAUUUCACAACUCGUAUGCAAGGAUAUUUUGUGCCGCCAAAGAAUACAACUUACAGAUUUUACCUGAAGGGUGAUGACUACGCAGUGCUUUUCUUCAGCCUCACUGAUAACCCCGAUGAUGCAUUUGAGAUUGCAAUGCUGUCUAGGGCUACAACAUCCUACUUUACAACCUAUGGGACCCAGAUGUCACAGACAUUUACCCUACAGGCAGGGAAACCUUAUUAUAUUGCUGCAACACAUGCUCAAUUAACAGCAGAAGCCAGCCUCUAUGUGGCAGUAGUAAUUGAUGAAUCAAGUUUCACCAGUAGUCAAACAACUUUGGCUAAAGAGGAGAAACAAGUUCUGACACUGAGCGCUGAAAAUUUGCCUGAAAUUCAGACUGUAGAGCUACAGAAUUGGGCUUCAAGAACCCCCACACGUGAAGUACAAACUAUUACUGUGGGAAGUGGAGCGUCUUCAUUUAGACUUGGAUUCAGAGGUGUCAAAACUAAACUGAUUGAUGUUGGGUCCUCUGGAUCUACAGUAAAGGCAGCAUUGAAUAGCUUGCCCAGUAUCAUGCCAGAUUCUGUUGGGGUUUCCAAGAGUGGGAAUGAUUAUACAGUUACCUUCAACUCGGAUGACAUAGGUGAUGUUGAGCUGCUAGAUGUGGAAGGUUAUGGUGUGACUGUGUCACAAACUACCACAGGGGUGUCAGCCAUGGACAAGAUAUAUUUCACAAUGGAAGGUGUGGUGUCUCCUCCUGUUAGAGAUGAUGCCUCAGCAGAUGAUGUAAAAGCAGCUCUCAGAGACCUAUUCAAAGUGCGUUGUGCUGAUGCCAUCACCACACCAGGCUCAGCUUUGUUUCACCAAGAUUUUGAAGCUGAGACAAAUAAUAUACAGAAUGUCUGGGGAACUGUUGUCAGACAUGUGACACCAUACUGUGGAUUAGGCUGUGUGCACAACCCUAAUUAUUUCAUACGCCAUAAAUCAAUCAGAAUCACUUCAGCCAACAUCCAUUUUUGUUUUGCACAUAAAGGACGUUUGUCUGCUGCACCACUCAUUCGCAUUGACUUUGAUCACAUUGCUCGAGGGAGGAGACGGAUAUGGUAUGUUGAUGGUCCAGUCCCCAGUAUCACAUGGACAGAUAGCUGGCAGUAUGAUUGUAUAGAAUUGAUGCCAAUUUUAAACAAAAGGACGUCUUUGGAUAAAUACAUCCAGAUCAGACACAUUUCUAUUAUCCCGGCAUCCAGCACUUUAGAUCUGUACUAUGAUGACAUUAUGCUUGUUAAUUCAAAACCAAAUGAUGUUGAAGAAUUUGACAACUGGAGAUAUUUGCCUCCUCGCUCUGAUAGGUUUAUAAUGGACUAUAUAGAAGUCACCAAAAAUGGUGGAGUAUACAACAUAACAAUGAAACCCUGGAACUGUGAAAGUGACUUCCCACUGCUCAAUGUACUUCAGACAUCAGUAAAUUCUGGAAGUCUAGACAGUAAUACUGUGGUGUUAGGGGCCAGUGGAAACAAGGUUCAUGUCAAUAGAGUUCAGGCAGCUUCACUUCCUGUGAAAGGAGACUUCAUAGUGACAUUUGGAAAUGGAAACAUUUCAGCCCCCAUAAAUGCCACUGCUUAUGCUCUGGAGAAAAGCUUGCAGACAUUAGAGGGCAUAGGAGAAGUGGAGGUGGAGAGACUUGGUUACUGUCAUAAUUAUGUUUGGAAUAUCAACUGGAAAACAGCAGGAAAUAUCCCAUUGCUUCAGAUUAAUGACAAUCAGUUAACAGGACCAGCUGAACGAGGACUCACUAUAAAUGAGGAAAACGGUCAUACCUUUUAUAAGUAUGGCAUACCUGGAGACAUGUUGAGAACUUACCAUACCAUACCACAGUUGACUGUGGAGAUUAACAAUGUUCCUGCAAAAUGCUCAGGCAACUGUGACUUUCAAUGGCAGUCUGCAAUGACUCCCACUGUCUCCUCAGUAACACCAGUAUCAGGCUCCAGUCUUUCUAGCACUGUUCUGACUGUGCAGGGUACAGGGUUUGGUACCACUCCUGCAGACAACCUGGUGACAAUAGGAGGAGAACCGUGUGUUGUAACAAGUGCCACAGCCACACAGUUGCAGUGUAACAUUGGAGAUGGUCCAGUGGGAACUCACACCGUGGAUGUAAAUGUUCUCAGCAAAGGAUUGGCACAGCAUGUAGGGGGCACAUUCAACUUCACCUAUGACUUUCUCAUAUUUGAUAUAUCUCCAGUCAAUGGCAGUCUUGGAGGCUGUACAUUGUUAACUGUGAGAGGUACAGGCUUUGCAUCAGGCACAGUAGAAAUGGCUGGAGAACCAUGUUCAAUACAAUCUCAGAAUUAUUCCCAUAUUACAUGUAGGACACCUGCAGUGUCAUCCCCAGGGGCAGUUCAGCUUACUGUUUCCCAGGCAGCAGGAACCAUCUCAAGUCCAACUAACUUCACAUAUGUCAAUGAACUCACUCCGGAAAUAUCCAGUGUGACCAUUACAACUACAACCUCAUGUGUACAAGGUGGAGGAAAUCUCACAAUUCUUGGGACUGGCUUUGGCAGUACACCCAGCAGUUCAGGUGCAGUGAGGGUUGGACAUUUCACCACCAAAAUAAUGAGCUACAAUGACACACAGAUAAUUGUCAGACUGCCCCCUGUUUCACCUGGAGUACAUGAUUUUGUUGUAGAAGUGGCUCCAAAUGGAUGUGCUGACUUAAGAAGAAACAACAUAGGGAAUUUCACCUGUAAUUUUGAAGUGGAUUCCGUGUACCCUACGCAAGGGUCUGUGUACGGAGGCACAAAUGUGGUCAUUGUUGGGGAUGGCUUUACUGCAGACACAAAUAUUACAUUUGGAAAUGUUUCCUGCGAUAUUACUGCUGUCAACCAGACUAAGAUAUGCUGUGUAACUCGUGACAGUGCCACCAAACACAUUGUCAAAAACACAGUGGUGAAUAAUAAAUUUGCCUGGUCCCCAUCAGUUUUCACAGUCCAGGUUGGUGAUGUAGUCCGCUGGGAGUGGAACUCUGAGCCAUCCUCUGGGUUUGCCUUCAAGAUUGAGCAGACAGCUAGUGCUGUGGCAGACUCGUAUGACGGGAAAGGUUUCAGGAGUGGGUCACCAGUACCAUCAGGUGCAUUCGAGUACCGUUUUGGACAAGUAGGCACAGUGUAUUACUGGAGUGGCACUGUAGACACACGUGGACUGAUGGAGUUGAGAGGAACCAUUCAUGUUGAAAAGAGAAGAUCGCAGGCCGCCCUGAUGGCAGCCAAGGUUGGAGACAUUGAAGCGAAAUACAAUGUCAAUUCAGGUGUUUCAGUAUCAGAUGGCUGCGACAGUGGUUGUACCAAUAACAUAACCCAGCUGUCAACAGGUUGCCUUGAAGAUACACCAAGUACAAAUGACAGCAGUCAUUUUGAAUUUGCCUUCUCACUGUGUAGUGCAGCUGUCAUCACCUCUAUGAUGCCAAACAAAGGAACCCCUGAGGUGGAUGUUGUCUUAGAAGGUUCUGGAUUCAGUGACAUCGUGUGUGAAAAUGUGGUGUUAAUAGGGGACCACACUUGUAGUAUAACAUCCGUGAAUAAUACAAGAAUAGUGUGCAGUUUGAUGACUGAGAGUGAUUUUCCAGCAGGAGAACUGAAGUACCUGACUCUGAAUGUUACAAACAGGGGUCUUGCCCUGGUCUCACCUAAUGGACAGCUACAGCGUGGCUUUAUAAUGAUACCCAGAUUGGACAACGUCCAGCCUGCCUCAGGGUCUGUGGCUGGAGGGACACUUCUCACUCUUACAGGAGAUGGGUUCUCAGGAGAUCUUGGCGACAAAGUGGUCAGAGUUGGAAAUACUGAGUGUCCAGUUGUAAGUGCCAAUUACACUAGCAUCAUCUGCAGAACUGACCCACAAAUGGCAUUUACUGGGAAUGUGACAGUCACCAUCAGUGGCCGCAUAACUUCAGUCUGCCCUACAGAUGACUGCAUAUUUGAAUACUCUGAUCAGCAAACACCAACUCUUACAUCUGUCUCACCAGUCACUCUUCAGGGGUCAGGAACACAGGUUUCCUUGAAAGGAUCCAAAUUUGGAACCAAUACUGCUGCUGUUGACAUAACUGUAGGUGGCGUCACUUGUGUGAUUGAUACCAUUUCCGAUACUGAAAUCAGCUGCACCCUUGGAUACGCCCCUGUCGGGAAUCAGCCAUUAGUGGUGUACAUCUCUCCAAUGGGAUACCCUCAGUCUACAGCUGUAGUAAGUUUAGAGAGUGUGCCCUUGCUUCAAAGUGUCACCCCAAAUCAGGGCAGCACUCAAGGCGGGACCAACCUCACCAUAUUUGGAGCUGGAUUUGUGGAAGGCAUGACAACUGUCACAGUGGGCGGAGUGCAGUGCCACAUCCUGGCUGUCAAUCUUUCCACUAUCCUAUGUACCACAGAGGCACAUGCAGUGGGUGCGGUGGACGUCGCUGUAGUGUCCAAUGGAGUUCAGUAUCCCACAGGAAGUUACAGCUAUUCCACUGCUGCCACACCCAUUGUGUCAAGUAUUAACCCUACAUCUGGCAUGACUGGAGACACUGUGAACAUAGCUGGAACAGGUUUUGACCCAGGAGUAGAAAUGGUGAAGAUUGACAAUGCAUAUUGUGUAGUACAAACUGCCUCGGCCACAGCUAUCACCUGUAUACUGGGUGACCAUGCUGCUGGUCACUUUGCUGUGGAAGUAGCCAUACAAAACAAAGGAAGAGCCGUAUCUGAUGUCUACUUUAACUAUACUCUAAGUGUGAGCAGUGUGGCACCUGUUGAAGGAAGCUAUGGCGGUGGCCAGUUACUGACAUUAGAGGGUGUGGGUUUCUCCACCAUUGUUACUGAUGUAAAUGUGUGUGGACGCCCAUGUGUUGUACGGUUUGUCAAUUCUACGUAUAUCAGUUGUGAAGUACCACCCUCUCAGCAAAGUCCUACAAGUGGCAGUACAGAACAGUGCCCUAUUGAAGUAGCUGUAAACAAUGCCCAAGAGACGGCAUCAACCCAGUAUGCAUACAAGGCAGCCCUGACUCCAACAAUUACUUCUGUCAGCCCAGCCAGAGGUGGGACAGGAGGAGGAACAUUGCUCACCAUUACUGGAACUAACUUUGGAACCAGUAAUGUAGUGAGUAUAGAUGGCACCACAUGUGAUGUGCAGUCUGCAUCCAGUACAACUAUUGUCUGCAGAACCAGAUCUCACACAAGAACCAUUAGAACUAAAGUGCGUGUGGAGGUAGAUGAUAAAGGAAUUGCUACCCAGGACAAUGCAGACUAUUUCUAUGUAGAUGUGUGGUCAUCCAGACACACCUGGGGCGGGGACAGCCCUCCUGUUGCUGGAGACUAUGUGGUCAUUCAAGAGGGACAAACAAUUUACCUAGAUGUCAGCACCCCUGUACUGAGAUUUUUACUCAUCAGAGGUGGCAAGCUGGUAUUUGAUGAGGUUGAUGUAGAGCUACAUUCAGAGUACAUUUUUAUCGCAGAUGGUGGUGCACUCCAAGUGGGCACUGCAGAUGCUCCAUUCCAACACAAAGCAGUAAUUGAGCUCCAUGGACAUGUGAAGACCACAGAGUUACCCAUAUAUGGUGCCAAGAUGAUUGCAGUGAGGAAUGGAACCCUGGACUUGCAUGGUCAGUAUAUACCCGUAACAUGGACAUUGCUGGCUCAGACAGCUGGGGCUAAUACCAAUACACUGACCCUCAAACAACCUGUAACUUGGCAACCAGGAGAAGAGAUUGUCAUAGCAACCACUGGGGGGCAUCUUAGUCAGAAGGAAAAUGAGAAACGCAUUAUUCAAAGUGUAUCAGCAGAUGGUUUGACUCUAACAUUAACAGAACCUUUGGAGUAUGAACAUUUAGGCAUUACCAGAAUGGUUGAAGGAGAAGCUUUAGAGAUAAGAGCUGAAGUAGGACUGCUUACACGUAAUGUUGUUAUCCGUGGCUCAGUUGAUGAUCAAUGGACACAAACAGUAGAAGCUUGUGAAGCUGGAUUUAAAUCUGGUGAAUUUGAUACACAGACAUGCUUUCAAGGUUUGUUUGGCGAUGAAGAACUGAAUGAUGAGUUUGGUGCCCAUAUUAUCAUCCAUCCCCCGUCCCCAAACAGCCACUGUGUCCAUGCUCAUAUUUCAUAUACGGAGUUAACCCAUGUUGGUCAGGCUUUCCGUCUUGGUCGUUAUCCCAUUCAUUUUCACCUAAUGGGAAACACCUCAUAUGAUGAGGCCUAUGUGAGAGGAUGCUCAAUCCAUGAUGCUUAUAAUCGAGCUGUCAAUAUUCACGGCACCCAUUAUGUGCUGGUCGAGCACACUUUUAUUUAUAACAUCAGAGGUGGAGCUUUCUUCCUAGAGGAUGGCAUAGAAACCAAGAACAUUUUUCAGUACGAUCUUGCCAUUUUUGUACGACAGAGUACAAGUUUACUUAAUGAUGACAUUACUCCAGCUGCGUUUUGGAUAACAAAUCCAGAUAAUGUUAUUCGCCACUGCCACGUUGCAGGGGGAACACAUUUUGGUUAUUGGUACCGCAUGAAGGAACACCCUGAAGGACCCUCUUAUGACCCCACCAUAUGCCCCCCUAAGGUGCCUCUGGGUGAGUUCUACAAUAACACUGGGCACUCCCUAGGCCAAUUUGUCCUGUGGAUUUUUCCAGAUUUUUACCCCAUGCAAGGUGGAAGCUGCAACAGCAUGAUCCCUGAGCCUGCAACCUUCAGUAAACUAACUGCAUAUAAUAGCCUGAAAGGAAUGGAGGUAGUUAAUGGGGGUGCUUUACAGUUCAGUGACAUUAUCCUUUUUGACAACUAUGCAAGAGGAAUUGAGUACAAACUCAUCAUGCAAACCAACAUAUUUUCAGCAGAUGGACCAUUUCUUAAUGAUAUUGUUGUUAUUGGACAUAGUCUGCCAGCAGGGAGAUGCACGGACCGAGGACUCAUUCUGCCUUUUGCGGCUGGACUGAACGUGAACAAUACCAGGUUUAUCAACUUUGAUCAGAGUAGCUGUGCUGUGUUUGGGGCUACCUUCAUUGAGUGUAUAUGUGUUUUAGGGUGUGGGGGCUGGGAACAGAGGUUUCAAAACCUUGAGUUUGUGAAUUCUGAAAACAGAGGAGCAUGGCGCUGGAUAAAUGAGGUCGUAAUGACAGAUAUGGACAGUUCUUUAACUGGACACAAAGGCUAUCAGAUCGUUCCCUACAACCCAACAUUUACGCCGUCAAAAUGCACUAGAGACAAUCGCUUCAGCAAGGGAGCAGUGGAUGGCUACCUGUGUGAAGAUUCUGUGAGAAUCCGCAAGUUUUCAUUACAUCAGCCAUCUCCUGCUUCCCUCGAGUUCAAAAGAGCUAUCCUAUCCAACCAGUAUGGUACUGCAUAUUUGGAAUGGCUUCUAAUGCGCAAUCUGGUUCAUUCCCAAGGAUGGAUGACAGAUCUCCUUUGUAAUGUUACAUAUGAUUUAACAUUUGAAGAUUCUUCUCAGAUUUCUAACAUUUCAUACCAAGGAGCUUAUUAUGGUAUCCAGCCUGACUGCUGCAUUAUAAUGUGUCACAACUUGACACGUCAACCAGACAGAGUGAGCAUCCUGUCCACAGACGGUGACCGUCCCUUUGAAGAAGGCUCUCCAUCACCUCUGACCUGUGAAAAUAACUAUAACGGAGACUUCUAUUAUUACACUAACAUUAACAAGCUUUGUUAUAUGAUCAGUGGCAGGGACAGACCAACCAGAAAAAAACGGGCACUCAUGGUGGAAGCUGGUACCAAGGACAGAAAUGUUCACUUCAAAGCAUACCGCUGCUUCUAUAUAGGCUGCGUCCCCCCUGCAGACCCCAAUACAAUACCACCUGUCAGGGAGAGACCCGAUGUGUUCCAACUGUGGUCAGCCACCACCACAUGGGGUGGCACCGACACACAUAAUGGUGCCACUUACAAGAUGUCUGCCGGUACCACAGGCUCAGGACCUCUGCCAGUGGAUGGGGAGAGUGUUGGGAUCAGGGAAGGUGAUUGGGUGGUUGCUGACAUGGCACUGCCAGUGUUUGAUCGUCUGGAGCUGAAUGGGACAUUGGAACUGGAGUACCAGAGAAAUCCACUAACAAACCAAUAUUACAAUUUUGUCAUCAAUGCAACAUACAUCAUAAUUAAGUUCCCAGGACGUUUGAUAAUUGGAUGGUCAGAUAAUGUGUUCAUGGGCAGUGCUCAGAUAAUUCUCCGUGGAACUCGUACCACUCCUGACUACCUUCUGCCUGGUUAUGGACCUGAAGUGGGAUCCAAAGCCAUAGCUGCAUUUGGAGGCCUGGAUCUUCAUGGUAAGGAUGUGGUCAUACCAUGGACAGAACUGGCGCGACCUGCCAGUGCAGGAGACACUACUAUAACACUGAGAGAUGACAUCUCUGACCACUGGAAUCCAAAUGAUGACAUAAUGAUUACUGCAACAGGGUUCAAUCCAUUUGAGACUGAGAUACGCAGGAUUACAGCAGUGAGCGGCAAAGUUGUCACCUUAAAUGCCUCACUGUCAUUUAACCACAGAGCCUCUGAAGAGACCAUAAAUGGAAUAUACUACAGGGUGGCUGCAGAAGUAGGCCUACUGUCCAGGAAUAUCAAGAUCAUUGGUCAAGACUACCCUGACCUGUACAGCCAGUCCUAUGGAGCCAGGGUAGUGGUCAGCUCACUUUCUUGGGAGGAAAAUGGUGUGGUGAAGGUGGCCAAAGGUUAUGCCAGACUAAGUAAUGUAGAGUUCUACCAUAGCGGACAGGAAGGCUGGACAAGUGAAUUCGAUGCCCGCUACUCCCUGGCUUAUAUCCAGCUGCAAACAGUCAACAACUUGAAGCCUUCCUUUGUUAAGAAGUGUUCUUUCCAUAGUGGGUUCUCCACAGCUAUUGGAGUAUACGGAACCAGUAGCGAGAGGGCUGAGUCAGAUGCAUUAAACAUCGAACUUAAUGUGGUUCACCAUACUGUGGGACCUAGCAUCAUUGUCACUGGCACAAAUCACACCCUGAGAAAGAAUUUGGUAGCAUUGUCGCUGUGGCGAGGCAGUUACCAAGACAGAAAUGAAAUCUACAACUUUCUUCAUCCUGCGGCCAUAGAGCUGCAUCAGGCGUCACGGUUAACACUGCAGGAUAACCACGUGGCAGGGUCUGAGAGGAGUGGGUUCAGAUUGACAGGUGAAAAAUGUGGAAGUUCCAACGACCCAACAGUUCACCCCCUUCCUUGGUCUGGCAAUGUUGCCCACUCAGUUCUCACUGGUGUCCUCAUCUGGCCUGUGGAUUGCUCUGGGACAUGUCUCAAACUGUCAGGAUUCACUGUAGCCACAGCCUGGGAUCACGGCAUUUAUGUCCAGUCUGGUUGCAGUAUAGAAGUCACUGGAGUCACUUUUGUAGACAAUACACUUGGCUUCUUUGGAAUAGUUAUUGGUCCUGCUGCCUUAUCACAUAGCCGUGGUAACAAGUAUAUUGAUGUGUCAGAGUCUUUAGUGGUUGGCAAUAGCCCAGAUUACAAUUGCACAGACACUCCAGAUUAUUCUGAUGUUAAUAUAAAGAACAGUGGGCUGUCCAGAUCCGUGUUCCAAAGUACAAGUUCUUCACAAGUGGGCAAAGUUGCUGGACUUAUCUUUCCUCAGUUCCACUCUUCAGAGAACAAAGCACCAAAGAAGGACUGGCAGAAUGCAAUGGACUUCAUAGCUUUGACAGGCAUCAUGAGAGUCAGAAAUGUCACCUUUGCACACUUUGGAACUAAAUGUGGAAAACGUAGUUUUGCAAUCACAGACAUCCCUGAUAAUGAAGAUUUCCAGUUUCCCAUUGAGGUGUCAAAUGCCUUCCUGUAUCAAGUAGAUGAAGAUAGCGUUGCAUUUUACCACAGACCAGAAUUAGGUGCUAUUAACCCCACAGACUGUGUUGACAUGGAUUGUGAUGGUCAGAAAAAGCUUCUCAUCAAAGACACAGAUGGAAGUCUUCUAGCUGGUUUGAAUCAAGGAAGCCUUGUUGCUGAUUCUGCCUUUGAAUGGGAUGGUGACAGAAGACGAGGAUUAGGAGAUUAUCGCAUUCCAAAAGCCAUGCUGACUGCACCUAACGGGACUAAACUGGAUGUGAAUAUAUUGAUGCCUAACAAAGGGAUUAUUGGAACCAGCACCACUUCCAAGUGUACCUGGAGAUCCAUGAUGCAGGCAUACAAGUGUCAUGACAUGGACUAUGAGGUUAUGAUCAUAGAGAGCAUGGACGCCAACACCUUAACUCAUCGCAUAGGACCUGUAGCCAUACAUGGAGAGGAUUAUAUCGAUCUCAUCAACGGGCCACAAGAUUACCAUUGGUGUGAUGGCUACACAUGUAAAGAGAGGCUGUCUACAUUCUACUCAGUUGUGGCAACAGGAAAGCACUUUGACAUCUAUUUCACUGGCACAGCUCCACAAGACCUUCGCCUUUUUAUGAUCAAUACCAAACAAACUGACGUUGUUCGUGUUGCAGUGUUUUACUCUAAUCCUCAGAAAUUAGUUGUCAGUAGUAAUGGUGCAUAUGUUAAACCUAAAAACAGUGGCUAUGACAGUCUUGGCCGAGAGGUGACCCAGAGACCAACAUACCCUGGACAUUAUUUACCAGAUCUUUCAACUGAUGGAAAUGGAGCCAACUACUUUGAUAUGGUACAAAAACUUCUGUAUGUCAUUGUAGCAGGGACUGAUAUUGUAGAUGUAACAACUAUUCCACAGGUUUUCCUUGUCAUUGGGGCUAACAAUGUUCCACUCCCUAUUACAGACUUCUUCGGUGAAAACCUUGUCCAAAAUAUUGCCUUUUUCUUGGAUAUUCCUCCAAACAAAAUUCGUAUUGCUAACAUUGUCAGUGAGGACAGCAGGAGAAAGAAACGAGCAACCACUGGUAAUGUGAUGAUAAACAUUGAAAUAGGUGAUGUUCCAAGUAGGGGUGACACAGAUGUAGCAUCUAUAAGCCAGACGCCAUACACCAAACUAGCCAAUGCCAGUGCUAUGAUUUAUGAUGCUGUUCAGCUGGGAAAAAUCUCUCAGGUUUUGAAUAUUAGUGUCAUUAACGUAACUCUCGAAGAACCCCUGCCCCCAACCAAUGAUUCUGUGUGGGAGGAGAUUCAGAACUCUAGGGAGUUUCAGAAUGUUAUACAAAUUCCAUCAAGAUUGGAGCUUAUUGUCCAGCCAGAAGCUCUUCAUGAGGGAGCAGCAUUUUCAGUUCCUGCAGGACUGAGAAUGUAUGACACAGGGGGCAAUGUUGUGGAGCAGCUUGGUUCCCUGUUCCACCCCUGGCAGCUGACAGCCACAUUAAGAUCUGGCAGUGGCACAGACUCUAGAGCUCGUGCUGUGAGGACUGUCACUGUCUCAUACAAACAGGGAUGGGCAAACUUCACAGACCUAGGCAUAUCACACAGUGGAAGUGGAUAUAUCCUUGAUUUUACAUUUACCUAUCCUAGUGAGGCUAGCAGGUACUCUGCCUUCUCCAGUGCCAUCACAGUGGCAGAGAGGCCCCUCACAGUGGGCGUGGCAGAGCAACCGACUAACACCACUAGUGGUGAAAUGUUAGAACCAGUUGCCAUAGAGAUCAGAGAUAAAGUUACCAACGAAGCAUUAGUAGACAUUGCGUGGAAGGGUCAUAGCUGGCAAUCAGAGGUGUCUUUGUACAUGCCCAGCAGCUUCCCAGCCACUCUGACUGGUACAACCAGUGCUGACUUCAAUGCCUCUGUACCUGACCAGAGAGCUGUGUAUGAUGACCUGAUCCUGUCAACCACUGCUGAAUACCCUCUCCAAGUAUUCUUAAAAUUCCGUGCCUGGUCAACACCGAGUGAAUUUGACUUCACCACUGUGUCCAGAGGAAUCGUGUUCUACCCGGUCAACUACACUAGCCCUAUGGAGGAGGUCAACAAGACUGUGUCCAUUAAGUGGUCUGGAGACUAUAGCACCGUGGCAUCAGGAAAGGAGCAUGUCCUCGAGGGUUUCAUCCACAACUUUGUCAUGGCAGCAUACCAUGAAGGAGUGUUUUUGAGGAAUUUUAAUUUUACAGAAGGAAGCAUAAUCAGCACUUUUGAGGUAGUUGGGACACAAGAUGGUGUUAACAGCACAUUAUUGGGUUUAUGGGAGAAAAUCAAGGCUGGAUGGAAAAUUACUGUUGAUGGCCAGAGUAUGGAAGCAACAUAUGAAAUGUAUGUGGAUGGAGACAGAUACUAUGGAAAUGAUGAUGGACCACCAGUAGUGAAACCUGCCUCCCAGUUUCCAGCCUGGGCCAUUGUUGUCAUCAUCCUCAUUGUUAUUCUUGUUAUUGGAGGAAUAUUGGCUUUUGUGUACUACAAAAACAAGAAAGUUAAAAAGCAUGCACUAGAUGGGAGCAUGGAGAGUCCAAGCUUUGGAAUGACCACAAAGGGACAAGAAUCCAAACUCAAAUCACACCACAAGUACAUUGCUGAGGAUGGUGAUAGCCCCAGAAGCAGCCAUUCAGACAUCCACAAGGAACAUCACUUUAAGAACCAGGUUGGAUCUGAAAUAUCUCAAGAUGACACAGAUAGUGGAAGGAAAGUUUUCCUGGGUGCAGAUCACCCUUUGCACAGAAGGGUGACCCCUGAACCACAUGACCCUGAUGAUGAUGAUGGCUGUGGCCCUGGAGCUUUGCAGGUCCCCCCUGAUGACACUUUGUGGACUGGCCAAUCUGCCACACACAGAGUUUAAUAGAGGAUGAUUGUUAAGAGCUGUUCUUAUGUAGCAAAUGAUUAAGAUGGUCUCAAUGAAUACAGUAUCGAUCACAGUGCAGUGCAGUUUAUUGUAACAAAAAUGCCUUUGCUAAGUUUGUAACAAACUGUCUUAUAUAUUGAAUAUGAUGAAUUGACAAAGAUUAGGAAGAAAGAAAAAAAUCACACUUUUACUUGAUUAUGCCGUAGUAAAGUAUUGCUAAUAUUUGACAAUAUAAUACAGACAGCUUUAACAUAUAAUUUUACUCAAGAUUCCAAAUAGGUGAUAUACAUUAUCAAGGGUCUAUUUAUUUCUUUCAUGAUAAAAUACAAACUGUAGUUUGAUGAUAAAAAAUUGUUUUUAUAGAGACUAAAUUAAACACUUCUACCUUUGAGGUAUUGCAUUUCAAGCUCAAAUUAAGGGCCUUGAUCAAAUGGCUGACAAAAAGCCUAUUUCACUGUUAGUUUGGUUUGCAAUAUAUUUCACAUUAUAUAUAAAUAUAUAUAAGCAAAUGUAUGAUCACACAUUUUUUUCUAAAACAUCAAUUUAAAAGAUUUUGAAAAUUUCAAAAAAAAAAGUAAAAUUUGUCAUUUCAAAUGAAGUUAUAUAAAGUUGUAAAACGAUGAAAAUACUUUUCUCUACCAUGGUGUUUUAAACAAUUGUGGCGUUUGUGAAGAAGAUUUUGUUCCUUAACUUUUCACAGUUCACUGACCUAGACUGAGCUUCAUGCUGGUAGUGUUUGAAGAAGUGAAUGUGUUGCGCUUUGCAAAAUAAAUUUAGUAAAAUAUAAGGUUCAAGUGAUCUAAGAGCAAAAUCAUAUUUUUAUACCAACUUUUAAACUUACAUAUCAAUUUUAUAGAUUUUUUAUAAAUGAUUAACUCUCAUAAGAUUAUAAUAUAUCAGUUUUAUAAAUUAAGUUUUUAAAAAUUUGGCAUACUGUGAAAUGACUGUUGUAUUUGUAGAAUUUAUUGCUUUUUUCAAAUACUACUAAUGAUAUAUGAUAUGUAUGUUUUGUGAAAAACUGACCAUUUGUUUGAUGAAAAAUUAUAUAGUGAACAAUAGUGGCAUUUUACCCGUUUACUUUUCACAGCUCAAUUAAUUACUUAGAUUUAUGUAAUCUUCAAGUUUGAAGUUUUUGAAAAAUGAAUUGAAUGUUUAUUGUUGCUUUUGUAGAACAAAUUACAAGUGAUAUGCAGAAGGAUAUUUUCUAUACCAAUUAACUUUUUAUCAAAUUUUUAAAGAUAUUUCUGUUUUCAUUUUACUGAAUAAAGUAAGCUGAUUUUGCUUAUGCAGA
Messenger RNA from Lingula anatina, 15166 nucleotides. Its product is annotated as fibrocystin-L-like. The record is from RefSeq and is a predicted model, not a curated record. NCBI's taxonomy places the organism in Eukaryota, Metazoa, Brachiopoda, Lingulata, Lingulida, Lingulidae.